Messenger RNA from Klebsormidium nitens, 3321 nucleotides. The record is from the annotation of a GenBank genome assembly. NCBI's taxonomy places the organism in Eukaryota, Viridiplantae, Streptophyta, Klebsormidiophyceae, Klebsormidiales, Klebsormidiaceae.
GGGGGCUUCUCCUAGUCAGGGGCCCUAGUCCUAGAGGUAGCUCGUGCUCACUGGCCUUGUAUAUGGCCCAAGCUUCUCCUUUGAGAUUGGGCAAAAAAACUUCUCAAUCCACAAAGUUGCUGAAGCUGAGCUCUCUUUUGACGUCGUGUUCGACUGUCGCAAGCUGGCUGGACGUCAGCUUCCGUCAUGGCUGCUCCAGCAGGAAGCACCACCGGGCACCCGGCCGAACCUAUCGAGGAGCGGGACAACCCCCUUCCCCGCCCUGCCUUCAGCUCACGGAGACCCUCAUCUCACGCGCGACUGAUCAGCACUACCUCUGUUCCCGAGGACGCCCCCAUGAAAGAGGAUUUGGUGCUGGAUAUUGUAACGCCAGUAGAGGGGGAGGAUAAACCCCGGGAGAUUGGUAGGAUUGCAGCCUGCUUUGGGAGGUUCACCAUCCGUGUCAGGAACCAUAUGCCUUCUAUCUUCUGGCUCUCCCUGUAUGUCCUGGCGUGCAUGGCGCUGUUCUGGGAGAGGUUUGCCAAGUACAAGGCCAUGCCUUCUUGGCACUUGGUUGGCCCCUGCGUCGCCAUCUCCAAGGGAUGUGCCCAGCUGACCAAGUUCUCCAUGCUGUUGCUGCUGCUCCCAGUCUCGCGCUUCUUCCUUACGGUGGGCAGAGGGAAACUCAAGUGGCUGAUCCCUGUGGAUGAGCUUAUCUCUUUCCAUAAGGUCCUUGGCAUGACGUGGGCAAUCGCGGGUUUCGUCCACGGGGUGGUUUUCAUGAGCUGCACUUGGCCCAUGGAGAUAUCCGCUGCCCCUGACACAUUCCAUCGGUACUUUGGCGCCGCCCCCCAGCCGACGUACUCUGAGGUCUACUUUACCUGGACCACCAUCAGCGGCUUUUGCAUGGUUGCCAUAGUUCUGGUGGCUUUCCCUCUGGCAAGCUCCAUGCUGCGGCAGGGCAUGUGGUCCAAGGCGCCAAAGCUGCUCCAACACGUGGUCGGCUUCAACGCCUUCUUCUAUACGCACUUCUUGUUGCUGUCCUCAUUCUUCUUCAUCAUCUGGCACGGGACCCACAACUCGACGUUUGGGCAUUUUCCCACCAACGACACCUGGCUGUGGGUCCUCCCCGGUUUGUUUGUCUGGGUCAUCGACCGCUUUAUCCGCCUCCACCGCUCCCUCUUCAACUACAAGCACGAAGUCAAAGUGCUCAAAGCUGUUCCCUUCUACGGUAACGUCAUCGCUCUGAAGAUCAAAAAGCCGGAAACCUUCCUCUACAAGGCUGGGCAGUACAUGUUCGUGCAGUGCCCCGAGAUUGCCAGCUUUGAAUGCGUGCACAUCAAAGUAAGCGGAGACUGGACGAAGGCAUUCUUCGACACGUUCAAGAAGCGCCUCGACGAAGCCAUGAAUUCCCCUGCCGACCCUCCUCCCAGUCACAAGACCAUCGAGGUCGACUCCGAUGCACCGCCGGCCAUGUCCGUCGACGACCUUGUUCCCGGGGGCUUUGAUCCGGCUUCUCGGCCGGGCAAACUAGAGCGGGGAAUGACUUUCCGCCUACGGUUCCCGGCCCUGAGACUGGACGGUCCCUUCGGAGCUCCUGCCCAAGACUUUUACAAGUACAAAGUCGUGGUUCUGAUUGGGACCGGCAUCGGGCUGACCCCUUUCGCCAGCAUCCUCAGGGACCUUCUUCACAGCAUCAAGGCCAGGGAUGACGUGAACUUGGAACAGAAGCGGGUCGAUAAGCUGACUGAAGUGGAGAAAGUGUACCUUCACUGGACCACCCGGGACAAGCGGACCUUCGACUGGCUGACGCAACACGUCGCAGACUUUGACGAUCAGGACGGGAGCCUGGACCUCAACAUCCACGAUUCGCUGCGGAGCAAAACUCUGCGGCACGUCCCGAGCAGGGCCAACCACCCCAACUCGACCUGGUUCGCCAGCAAGUCGCUCGUCCGAACCCCCUCCCUGAGUUUCACCCAGGAGCUUCAGCGAAUGAGCUCCAACCAGGGAAAAGCACCCCCCCCCAGCAACCCCGAAGCCGACCAAUGGGCAGAACCAUUCCCGCUCAACCGGCUGACGUCGAGUUCGAACCCGUCCUUUCACAACCGGUUGGACCGCAUCCUGUCGGGCAAGCAGCUGCGCAUGGGGGACGACGGCUGGCCGUUGGUCCCGGAUGACGUGGCGGAGGGCGACGUGAUAAAGACGGCGCAUGACGUCAGCACUGGCGUGGCCCGGCCCACUCUUUUGAGGCGGGCCUCCACUCGCUUGGAACGUGUGAUGGACGCUGUCUUCGACCAGCCCGAGCGCGAAGAGGCGGAGACGUUCAGUCUGACGAGCUUCUCCCGGAUCGAGAGCAUCGCCCGGUUGCAGAAGCAGCAGAAGAACACGGAAGUGCUGUUUGCAAGUCACAAGGGCCGGCCAGACUUCGACUACAUCCUGGAGCAGACAAAGGCUGCGCAUCCAGACACCAAAAUAGGCGUCUUCUUCUGCGGCGCAAAGCUCGUUGCUGCCGCUCUUCAGAAUCUAUGCAUUAAGCAUAGUGCGACGGCGGGUAGCACCUCCUUCGAUUUCCAUCAGGAGCACUUCUAGUUGUCUCCAGAUUGCCGAGUUUGAAAGGGUCUUCUGGUAAAUAAUACGGUCAAAAGGUGACGUGGGCAAAGUUGGUGCCAAGUUUACGUAGUAUUGUAAGCUGGCGGUUUUGUAGCUUCAAUCUAGGUUUGUUUUUAGUCCAUCUUAUAAAUGCAACACGAAGGCUAGGUGGAGUCAUCAAGAGGCUGUCUGUGGUGAUAUCAAGUAGAGUCGUCCGGAACUCAACCAGGUCCAAUCAAAGCUUUGCCAUCAAGGUUCUUGCCACCAGACCACCAGUGCUGAUGUUGUACAAAGACUCUGGAUUCCGUGAUCUAGCAGCUAAUAAUUGUAAUUGGGGCGUAAAUCUACCGUACGCUUAGUACACUAAGCGUACACAGCUAGAGGCUUUCUAGAGCUUUCCUCGAAGGCCGUAGUAAUCCGCUUAGUAGCUGGAAUUAGGACACCUAGUCGGACUCACCAUUAGUAGCCAUCUUCCGAAGUUCAUGCGGGCUAUGUGAAGUGUGAGUCAAUGUGUAGCCAAGUAUGCAUCCUGAAUUGCGUACGGUGACGAGCUAGUGACAGGAAGUCGGUCCGGUGUGCGAAAUCCAGCCUCUUACUGUUGCUUACGUAUGGCCCAAGUCAAGAGUACUGGAUACGUACGCCGGAGAUUCAGAGUAUUUCAAGUCGGAGAUAAACGAGUGAGCCAAGUCAGAUCUUCGAUCGUCGAGCAGGCUCGUUGGACUCGGUUAGAACGGUGUCAACAUUGAAUGUACA